AGGUAUCUCCUUGCUCUUAUAUAAACUUUUUCCUGAAUUCAACGCUAAACUUCAGAUUCAGUUCCACUCACCGAAACUCUACAAAUCUCAGGCUCUUCUUGGUUUACAGGUUUUCAUGGCGUCUGCACCCAAAAUGAUGACCCCCAUUUGUCUGGUGGAAAACAAGAAUGAAAAAUUGUCAGUGAACCAGGAAGCUCUAGAGAUUCUACAGAAGAUUUCUCAGCCAGUGGUGGUGGUGGCCAUUGUAGGGCCAUAUCGUACAGGCAAAUCCUACCUGAUGAACUGUCUUGCAGGACAAAAUCAAGGUUUUCUUCUGGGCUCAACAGUGCAAUCUAAAACUAAAGGUAUCUGGAUGUGGUGUCUUCCCCACCCCUCCAAGCCAGAUCAAGUCCUCAUCCUGCUGGACACUGAGGGCUUAGGAGAUGUGGAAAAGGCAAACCCUAAGAAUGACUCGUGGAUCUUUGCCUUGGCUAUACUUCUGUGCAGUAGCUUUGUCUACAACAGUGUGGGCACAAUCAAUCACCAGGCCCUGGAGCAGCUGCAUUAUGUGACAGAGCUCACAGAACUCAUUAAGGCAAAGUCUUCCACUAGCCCUGAUGAAGAAGACGAUUCUGCGGAAUUUGUGGGUUUUUUUCCAGACUUUAUCUGGACUGUCCGUGAUUUCAUUCUGGAACUGAAUAUUGAUGGUCACUCUAUCACAGAAGAUGAGUACCUGGAAAAUGCCUUGAAACUGAGUAGAGGCAGAAACCCCCAAAUUGAAAGAUCCAAUUCUACAAAAGAGUGUACUAGGGAUUUCUUUCCAAAAAGGAAGUGUUUUGUCUUUAAUUGGCCAGUACAAAACAAAGAUCUUCUAGCCAAUAUUGAGAAUGUACCUAAAAACCAACUGGAUCCCCAAUUUCUGGAACAAACCAAAAAUUUCUGUUCUUAUAUAUUCACCAAUGCAAGAAUCAAGACGCUUAAAGAGGGUGUCAUUGUUACCGGAAAACGUAUGUCUACUCUGGUGGUGACUUACGUGGAUACCAUCAGAAGUGGAGCAGUUCCUUGUUUGGAGAACGCAGUGACAGCACUAGCUGAGCUAGAGAACUCAGCGGCAGUGCGGAUGGCAUCUGAUCACUACAGUGAACAAAUGACCAAGAAAGUAAAAUUCCCAACAGAGACGGUCCAGGAGCUCCUGGACAUGCAUGCAACCUGUGAGAAUGAGGCCAUUGCAAUAUUCAUGAAGUAUUCCUUCAAGGAUAAAAACCAAGAGUUUCAGAAGGAACUGCUGGAAAUCCUAAAGAAUAAAAAGAAAGAACUUUUGCUGCAGAAUGAAGAGGCAUCUGUUAAAUGCUGCCAGGCUAUUAUUGAGCAGCUUUCAAAGGCCCUUAUGGAAAGACUUUCAGUAGGAGCUUUCUCUGUUCCUGGAGGGCACAAAUGCUACAUGGAAAUAAUGGAAAGAAUUAAGCAGGACUAUAAACAGGUGUCCAGGAAAGGAGUGAAGUCAAAUGAGGUCUUCCAGAACUUCUUGCUGUCACAGGAGACAGUGGAGAAAUCCAUCCUGCAGUUAGACACAGCCCUCACUGAAGGGGAAAGAAUCUUAGCAGAGGAGCGGACUAGGAGGGAGAAAACUGAAAAGGAGCACGAGCUGUUCAAGCAGAAGCAACAGGAGCAGCAGCAACUGAUCGAAGCAGAAAAGAAGACUCUACAGGAAAACAUAGCUCAACUGAAACAAAAGUUUGACCAAGAAAGAGAAUACCUUUUGGAAAACUGUAACAAAAUGUUGGAACAUAAACUGAAGAUUCAGAAAGAGAUGCUUAAUGAAGGUUUCAACAAAAGAGCUGAAGCUAUGAAUUCAGAAAUUAAUCAGUUGGAAAAGAGGAUUAAAGCCACUCAGAAUGAUGCUUCCUGGAAUUAUAGAAAUUUUUUAGAGACUGCUACUAAAACCUUCACUUCAGUAUUAGCUUCUAAUCCAGAAAUUGUAGUACAACUCAUAAAAGAGAUCAAGUCACUGUUCAAAUAAAAUUAGUUAUCCUUUAAAGAAAAUUGCAGCAUACAGUAAUCACUCUAACCUCCCUUGAUAUAUAUGCUAUUUACUUUCAUUCAGCAAAGUUUUAAGCGUAAUAAAUAUGUACUAGAUUAUACUAAUGCCCAUUACUUAUUAGAUCAAAUAAAUGUUCAAUUUGAUAUAAAUGUUUACUUUAGGAAAUGCGUAUGUGAAAAAUCAUAUGUAUAUCAAUACAUCAUACACAUAUUUAAACAAGAAGUCCAUGUGGUAUUAUUGUUAAUGACUAAAAAUGAAAAACAUUUCAAUGUCUAUUUAUAUGAACUGGUAAAUUGGACAUGUACACAUAUUGGCACACUAUAAUGCCAGCAAAUAAUAUAUUUGAAUACAUAACAAUAUAAAAAGUAGUAUAAUAAAAAUGAGGCAUAAUAUUUUUUGCAUAAUGUGUUCAGUGUUAAAAUGUAUAAGAAUAUCUAUGAAAAUAUGGAGUAUUUCUAGAAAGAUUCAUUAGAACCUAAUAUCAUGGUUUAUGCUGGAGAGAACAGAGACAUCAAGGUGAAAUAUUCUAUGCUUUUCACUAUAUAUUUCACCUUUUAAAUUUUAUGUAGCACUGUAGCACUGUCUGUAGCACUGUCCUACAAAUUGAGUUGUUCAUCAAUUUGCUCAAGUGGGCACCAGUAACGUCUCCAUUGUGAGACUUGUUUGUUACUGUUGUUGGCAUAUCGAAAAUGCCACAGGUAGCUUGCCAGGCUCUGCUGUGAGGGCAGGAUACUCUUGGUAGCUUGCCACGCUCCCUGAGAGUGAUGGAGAAAUUGAACGCAGAUUGGCCGCAUGCAAGGCAAAUGCCCUACCAGCGGUGCUAUCACGACAGCCCUUAAAUUUUAUAUAAAAGGUUUAAAUAAUUUAUAACUGUAAUGAGGUUAAAACUUCAUUAAAUAGCAAAGUAGGGCCAGGGUGAAGUACAAUAAGUAGGGAACUUGUCUUGCAUAUAGCCAUUUGGGGUUAAAUGGCACCACAUAUGCUUGCCAUGAGUGACUGACCACUGAGCACAAAACCAGGAGUAAUUCCCAAACACUAUGGCGCGUGUCCCAAAACAAACAAAUGAGAAUAACAACAAAAAAGAAGAAAUUACUACUAAUACUUGUAUGAUACUGAUACUAGUGAUAAAAAAAGGAAAAUGACAUUGACUAUUAGUAGGUCAGCAUGCAAAUUGCUUCUAGAAAUGAUAUCAGCUUCCUCAGCGUGGGGUUAAAGAUUAAGUAAAGUGUGGAAAUAAUAAUAUAGAGAUUGUAAAGAUAGCUCUAAGAGCUGAGGGUAUAUUUUGCAUGCUGGUAGUCAGCAUUUGAUUAAGAAUAUUUUGAGCACUUCUGAGAGCAGUCCCUAAUCUCAGAAUAGAUAAAAGUUGCCAAGCACUGCUCAAAUGUGGCCCCAAAACCAACUCUUGGACUCUCUUAACUAUGUAAAUAAAAUAAGUUUCAUAUGGAUCAAGAUGAAACAUGAAGUUUAACUAUAAACUUUUUGGUAUAGGAGAGUAUAAAGAUAUUUGUAACAGAGAAGACACAAAUGUGUGACAUGAAAGACAAAAAGAUAAUUUUUUUAUUAAGCAAUAAAAGCAGAGUAAAAAUACAGAUGGCAACAUGAUUAUUCUCUGGCAUCUGACUUUUGCUUUAGUUUUUCUUUUUCUAGUUUCUUUAGGAAUUGAAUAAGGUAUUUUAGUUGUGAUUCUUCUGAAAUAGACUGAGUUUUUUCUAUAAAUUUCUCCAGGAGUAACACUUUUGCUGUAUCCCAAUAAUACUAACAAGUUAUGGAUUAAUUUUAAUUUUCUUUUUUCAAAAAACAAAUAUAAGCAAGAGAAUAAUAAAAUUUGGAACAAAAAUAAAGAUCA
Molecule: messenger RNA, 3866 nt
Organism: Sorex fumeus (smoky shrew)
Lineage: Eukaryota; Metazoa; Chordata; Mammalia; Eulipotyphla; Soricidae
Product: guanylate-binding protein 6-like
Exons: 11
Coding region: 116-1999 (627 amino acids)
Biological process (GO): defense response to protozoan; defense response to Gram-positive bacterium
Molecular function (GO): GTPase activity; GTP binding
Source: RefSeq, a predicted model, not a curated record